Messenger RNA from Periconia digitata, 2373 nucleotides. The record is from the annotation of a GenBank genome assembly. NCBI's taxonomy places the organism in Eukaryota, Fungi, Ascomycota, Dothideomycetes, Pleosporales, Periconiaceae.
CUCCUCGACAGCAACACCCCCACCUCAUCUGUGCGAACAAGGGUAUACAUAGUGUGUCACACUUCGACAUCCACCACCAUCACCAUGCCCGCGCUGCCCAUCAUCGAUCAUUCCCCUCACCAUCCCGAGCCUUCCGCGCCUGUCGCAACAGCUUCCAACUUGAUUCUCAUCGACAACUACGACUCAUUCACCUGGAAUGUCUAUCAGUAUCUAGCUCUCGAGGGCGCCACCGUUACCGUAUACCGUAAUGACGAGAUCACUCUCGAGGAACUCAUCGCAAAGAACCCAACCCAGCUAGUAAUCAGCCCAGGUCCAGGUCACCCCUCACAAGACGCUGGCAUCAGCAAUGCCGCCAUUAAACACUUCCAGGGAAAGGUACCCAUCUUGGGCGUCUGCAUGGGGGAGCAAUGCAUCAUCCACAGCUUAGGUGGCAAGGUCGACGUGACCGGUGAAAUCUUCCACGGCAAAACGUCACCUCUCAAGCAUGAUGGCAAAGGUCUCUACGAGGGUGCUUCCCAGGACAUUCCCGUUACCCGCUAUCACUCCCUCGCCGGUACCGAAUAUACCAUCCCAGACUGCCUGAAAGUCACUUCCUGGAUCGAGCGAGAAGACAAGUCACAAGGUGUCAUAAUGGGUGUGCGGCACAAGGAGUACGUUGUGGAAGGUGUCCAGUUUCACCCGGAGAGCAUUCUAUCCGAGGACGGCCGCGUCAUGUUCAGGAACUUCCUCCGCAUGCAAGGCGGCACUUGGACAGAGAAUGAGAAGCUAUCCAAGCAAGCCCACGCCCAGGCCAUAGGUGCAGCACCACCCAAGGACACCAAGACGUCCAUCUUGGACAAGAUUUAUGACCAUCGCCGGGCGGCAGUGGCUGAGCAGAAGAAGAUUCCCUCCCAAAGACCGAGUGACCUCCAGGCCUCGUAUGAUCUCAAUCUGGCUCCACCUCAAAUCGAUUUCCCCGAACGGCUGCGCCAGUCUCCUUACCGACUUUCACUCAUGGCUGAGAUCAAGCGAGCAUCCCCGUCCAAAGGCAUCAUAUCAUUGUCCACUUGUGCACCAGCCCAGGCGCGAAAGUAUGCCAAAGCGGGCGCCAGCACCAUCUCUGUUUUGACCGAGCCCGAAUGGUUCAAAGGUAGCAUUGACGAUCUUAAGGCAGUGCGUCAGAGCUUAGAAGGAAUGCCUAACCGGCCCGCGGUGUUGCGAAAGGAGUUCAUAUUCGACGAGUAUCAAAUCCUCGAAGCAAGGUUAGCAGGCGCUGACACUGUCCUGCUAAUUGUCAAGAUGCUGGAUGAAGCGUUGCUGAAAAGACUGUACCUCUACUCACAGUCGCUAGGCAUGGAGCCUUUGGUAGAGGUGAACAACGUCGAGGAGAUGCAAAUCGCGGUUGGCUUGGGCUCGCAAGUGAUUGGUGUGAACAACCGAAAUCUCGUCAAUUUCGAGGUCGACAUGGAUACGACUAGUCGUCUGAUGAACCUAGUACCAAAGGAAACCAUAGUGUGCGCACUAAGCGGGAUCACCGGUCCUCAGGACGUAGAGCCAUAUACCCAGAACGGAGUUGGCGCUGUUCUCGUCGGAGAAGCUUUGAUGCGCGCAUCGGAUACGAUUGACUUCAUCGCGAAACUACUUGGUGGGACCCCUCCAGCAAAAUCCGCUGCGGCAUCAACACCGUAUGUGAAAAUCUGCGGAACUCGCAGCGUAGAAGCUGCCAAAACUGCAAUUGAGGCGGGUGCGGAUCUCAUUGGAAUGAUCCUGGCCCCAGGUCUCAAGAGAACAGUGUCGACCGAAGUAGCGCUCGCCAUCUCGCGUACUGUUCACGAGACGAAAAAACCACAGGCCUCAAGCACAUCAGCACAAGACGCACCGACCGCUGCAUCAGACUUCUUCCAGCACGCUUCCUUGACUCAUGUUGCCAGUCAGGAGCGCGCACUCAUCGUCGGUGUCUUCCGUAAUCAGCCCCUCGAGUACGUCCUCGAGCAACAGCAGCUUUUGAAUCUCGAUAUAGUCCAACUCCAUGGCACAGAACCCAUCGAGUGGGCAAAGCUGAUACCAGUUCCUGUCGUCAAAGCAUUUGGCCCCAAGAGUAUCGGGAUUGGACUACGCGGCUACCACGCUCUUCCCCUGCUCGACGCGGGCUCGGGUGGAACGGGCCAGCAGCUCGAUCUAUCGGACGUCAAAGAGGUUCUUGCGCGCGACGAUGGUGUUCAGGUCAUCUUCGCUGGCGGUCUUACCCCCGAAAACGUUCAGCGCGCAUUGGAAGGGCUAGGGGAGUAUAGAGGACGAGUCAAGGCUGUGGAUGUAAGCAGUGGUGUCGAAGAAGAUGGUCAGCAGAGCUUGGAGAAGAUCCGCAGCUUCGUCAAAGCUGCUAAAGGGAUAUGA